Argiope bruennichi is the source of this 2294-nucleotide messenger RNA. Its product is annotated as calphotin-like. The record is from RefSeq and is a predicted model, not a curated record. The transcript is spliced from 5 exons. NCBI's taxonomy places the organism in Eukaryota, Metazoa, Arthropoda, Arachnida, Araneae, Araneidae. Bases 143 to 2173 code for a protein of 676 amino acids.
AGUAAACAAAAGAAAGGUAAACGAGAGAGAUUCGUGUCCGGUCAAGGGCCACUUCGCCCCCAAGGACCCAAGACCAGGUAUAUAAUGCAGGGGCCGGGACGUUCUGGUCAUCCAAAGCUACCAGCAACCUCCAACAGCAGCCAUGAAAGCAAUGAAACUUCUUCUCUUCGCCAGUCUUCUGGCAACUGCUUUGGGCCGUGGAUACAUUGGCGGCGGUCUAAACUACGGCUCGCUCGGGGCACGUAUCUAUGGACCUUCCCUCGGUGGGCUCUAUGGCGGAUACAAUAACCUCUAUGGAGGAUACAAUAGCCUCUAUGGAGGAUACGGAGGUUAUGGUGGUCUUUAUGGGGGAUAUGGAGGAUACAAUGGUCUAUAUGGAAGAUAUGCUGGUGCUCCAGGCAUUAUCAGCAGAUCGUACGGCGGAUACAGUCCUUACGGCGGAUACUCUUACGCCUCUCCAGCCAUACAAUAUGCUGCUGCUCCUAGAAUUCAAUAUGCGGCUCCACGAAUCCAAUAUGCUGCACCUGCGCCAGUAGCCGUUGCUGCUCCAAGAAUCCAGUACGCUGCUCCAGCCCCAGUCGCAGUUGCUGCUCCAAGGAUCCAGUAUGCUGCUCCAAGGAUCCAGUACGCUGCUCCAAGGAUCCAGUACGCUGCUCCAGCCCCAGUCGCAGUUGCUGCUCCAAGGAUCCAGUACGCUGCUCCUGCACCAGUCGCAGUUGCUGCUCCAAGGAUCCAGUACACUGCACCUGCGCCAGUAGCCGUUGCUGCUCCCCGAAUCCAGUACGCUGCUCCUGCACCAGUAGCAGUUGCUGCCCCACGAAUCCAGUACGCCGCUCCUGCACCAGUCGCAGUUGCUGCUCCAAGAAUCCAAUACGCUGCACCUGCGCCAGUAGCCGUUGCUGCUCCCCGAAUCCAGUACGCUGCUCCUGCACCAGUAGCAGUUGCUGCCCCACGAAUCCAGUACGCUGCUCCUGCACCAGUAGCAAUUGCUCGACCAGCUCCAGUAGCUGUCGCAGCCCCAGAAAUCAGAUACGCUGCUCCAGCUCCGGUAGCUGUUGCAGCUCCAGCUAUUAGAUAUGCUGCUUCAGCUCCAACAUACAAAGGCACAGCUGCACUCCCAGCAAGAGUUGCCGUUGCCCCUGCUCCAGCUCCUAUUGCAGUGGCCCCACAAAUCAGGUACACAGCUCCAGCACCCAUCCGAGUGGCAGCCCCUGCACCUGUGGUAGCUGCCCCCGCCAUCCGAUAUGCUGCACCAGCCCCCGUCGCCAUCCCUAGACCUGCCAUCAGAUACGCUGCCCCAGCUCCAGUUGCAGUAGCCGCCCCUGCCAUCCGAUAUGCUGCCCCUGCUCCAGCAAUUGUGUCCAGACCAGCUGCCGUCGCAGUCGCCGCUCCUGCAGUGAGCUACGCCGCCCCUGAGCCGGUUGCAGUAUCCGCUCCUGCUGCUGUUAUUCCUCGAACCACCUUGGUCGGUGGUUACGGAUACACUGGUGGAAUCGGUGGUUAUUCUUUCCCUCUCAUUAGGAAUUACGAAGGAAAGAGCAUCAAGAAAAGCGUCGCCGCUUUCUUCGCCUUGGUGGCCUGCACCGUCGCCCUCAGCGGCUACUAUGGUUACGGUGGCUAUGGUUAUAGUCCUCUGCACUACGGAUACAGCGCCCUGCAUGCUCCCGUUGCCACCACCUACGCCACUCACCACGCAGCCCCCAUCGCCACUUACGCCGCCGCCCCAGCAGUUGUAAAGAGCGCUGCCUAUGUUGCCCCUGCUGCUUACCACGCCGUCCACCACGCCCCUGCCGUCGUCGCCGCUCCAGCAGCCACUGUUGUCAAGAGCUACGCCGCCCCUGCCGUCGUCGCUGCUCCAGCAGCCACCGUUGUCAAGAGCUACGCCGCCCCCGCUGUUGUCGCUGCUCCAGCAGCCACCGUGGUUAGGAGCUAUGCUGCUCCAGUGGCCGUCGCAGCCGCACCAGCCGUUGUCAAGAAAUCCUACACCUAUGCCGCUCCAGCUGCAGCAGCCUUGACAUACGCUGCCCCAGCAAUCUCUACUUACGCAGCACCAGCUGUUUCCUACUCAUCCCUCGGAUACAGUGGUCUCGGAUAUGGCAGUCUCUAUGGAGGUUUAGGAUACAGCAGUCUCUAUGGUGGUCUCGGAUACGGAAGCUAUUAUUACAAGAAAUAAGCUGUGAGGUAAUCUACGAAGCUUUCUGACGGAAGAACAGUUGUUAGAUGUGAAGAUUGUUACUUUACUUGUUGUUACUGGUGAAACCGUGUGUUGAAAUAAAGGAUUGUUUCUUAUAAAA